Messenger RNA from Porites evermanni, 11856 nucleotides. The record is from the annotation of a GenBank genome assembly. NCBI's taxonomy places the organism in Eukaryota, Metazoa, Cnidaria, Anthozoa, Scleractinia, Poritidae.
AUGCUGCUGCUAGCAGAAGCCGGACGCUCUCUGAACAAGGAUUUGACGAGCCUCUUCAAACACAACAUUCAUACAUCACGAGUUCUUGAACGGCUUGUGCACGAACUUCACAGCGACAAAGAGCUAUGCAGUUAUUUAUUUCUUAAUCAUCCCGGCUCGGAGGACAUGCUAUGGGGUCUCAUGAAUCUUCUAACAGAAGAUUCCCGGUGAGUUUACCAUUACAGCUUUUGUUUAUGUCUAUACAUCAUGAUCAGACACAUGCCACCCAGGGAAUUUAUACGGUUGUAAAAUUGUCAAGUUAUAAGCUUAUCGUUUCCAAACUAUCGCAGGACAAAACUCGAGGAAAAAGGCGGCGUGUUGCGAAGGUGAUGUUAAUGAAAAGAUAAGUUAGCCUUUGUUGUUGCCGUGUUUUUGUUUUGAAUACGAGAAGAAAACAGCUGCGUUAAGUUGUAGGGAAGGUGACAAAUUGUUCUUUUGUUCACUCUCCGAUCCAGGAUACUCGUUUAUAACGUUAUGGAAAAUCAAUUUGUCCGACUAGGCGAUAAAAAAAGGACAUUUCUUCGCAGGAAAUAUGCUAACCAUUUGCUUCGUUUAAAUUAACAUUAAGCUUAAACAAAUAACUUUUCGAGGUAAGGAAAUUAAUGGAAAGACCAAAAUGUAUCACAAUGAGGUCGUUUUAAGCUUUUUACAAAUACGAUAAUUAAGGAAAUGAGAUUGUCAACCAAAACCGGCUAUAUUACUCCAAAUAUUGUCCGGCCAUUUAUAACGACUCUUUUUCCUGUGUUAUCCCAAACCUGUUAACUUGAGCUCAGGCUUAAUUUUUUCGUAUUAUCUGUGAACUUUUUCUUGCAGAGGCUAAGACGUCAUUGUAUUUACUUUUCCUAAUCCAAUAUUUCCGCAAGCUGUAGGGGGAAUGUAUUUUAAGCUUACAUUUGCACAACUAGAUUUACAUGUCUAGAUACCGUCAGUUUGUGAGGAAGCAAUUAUCGCUUUGGAGCGUUUUAACAAAGUUUGUUGUCAUUUCUUGAGUUGUCUCGUCUUAGCUAAAAGGUUUUUCUUUCAUUUAUGCUAAGAGGUGAUAAUUAUUGUUGUCAUAAACACCUUGGUUGUAAUAAGUGUAAGCCAUUAUGAUUUGAACAUUUAAGUGACUCUUAAAAUGAAAUGGAAUAACAUUUAGGGAAUGAGGGAUUCAGGAAAUCAAGUAUAUCUUUUAAGAGCACAGUUUUGUUUCAAGAAUUUUUUUCUUUUAUUUUUUCCUUUUGUGAAUAAUAAUAAUUGAAAGUCAUAUUCAUUUGUCUGCUUGAUUUUUAUACCUCUACCUUUACAAACUAAUAAAGUAACAUCUCACAAUGACAAGAAAAUCAUUUUUACAGCUUGCCAUUUGGGCUAGCUGAAGCUAGCAUUUACUAGCCCAGACGUCAUUUCAACUAGCCCCAAAUGCAGAAUUGAUUUCACACUUCUUCUGUUAUUCGAAUUCCUCAAAGAACAUUACUUGCCCGUUGGGCAAGUUAAAAACAGAUUUCACUAGCCCGAUAGCAAAAUCCACUAGCCCUGGGCUAUCGGACACUACUUUCUUUGCACGCUGGACAAAUGUUAGUUGAGAGAAAGUUUUUAUGUGUUGAUAUUCACUUUAGCUUUUUUGUUAAUCAUUAUUUUUUUCUUUGAGUUUUGUGUAAUAACACAGCGAACCACACGUUCAAGCCAUUACUGCAAAUGAAAUUCGACACAGAGCGUGAAAAUUACAAUAUUAUAACAUUUUGAUUCUAUGAUAACAAUAUAUUUAUGUUUGUCACAGAAUCAAAAUUUGGCCAGUUUUCCUAUAUAUAUGUAAAGGGCUUUAUGGUAACAGGACUGAGUGGAGUCCAAUUUGGUCUCUAAUCAUACGAGUGAUCAACAAAAUCGGACAACCGCGUCAUGGGAGUCCGAUUUGUUUAAUCACAAGUAUGAUUACAGACCGAAUUGGACGACACGAGGUUCUGUUACAAAUUAAUCAUAACUUUAACAAAACGUCACUGUGAUAUAUAUGGCUCUUUUUAAAAUCAAAACUCAAGAAAUUCCAAGAUUUUCUAGCUAGCAAAUGAAAAAAAAGCUUUAUAAGCAUGCGCGUGAUGGCGCAUACUGUCCAAUUACUUAGGCAUGACGCGUACUGUCCUAUUAAGGCUGAAAUCAGGGCAGUUGAUAACCAAUCAGAUUUGAGCAUUUUGUUAUAGUUUUGAUUAAGAACAUAACUGGUGAUAUACUUUGGUGAACAUCUGAUUUUAUAUCAAUUUUUUGUGAAUUGUUGGAAGCUGACCUAAUAUGACAAUGAUCAGGCAUCCUUCGGGUCAGCAUUGAUCAGCCUUCGAACAACUGGGGCCCAGUAGUACAACAUUCCAAGUGGUAACCCAGAUGUUUUUGUGAGUUUGGUGCAUUUUACUUUAGGACUCCAACUUUUCCACUUUUCAAGUAAAAGAACUGAAGAGUUUUACAAUGAGAUAUUUUAAUGAUGUUUCAGCACCGCUGGGAAUGCAUCCUAUGUCAUUGGCACACUAGCAGAGACAGAUUUGGGUAAGAGAAGGAUUGUACAAAUAUGCACAGACAAAGGUGAUCAAGCAAAGAAAAUCUUACCAGCACUGACCAGUAUGUUGGAUAUGGUUGACACAGAAACUGUCAUGAAUGCUGCAGGGACCAUGGGUACCCUGGUAGGAUUAAAAUUCAUUCACUCUUAUAUUUUAUGGCAUGAUGAUAUUUUUGUAAUUCUUUAUUUAAAAUCUUUGGACCAAANCAGCCUUCGAACAACUGGGGCCCAGUAGUACAACAUUCCAAGUGGUAACCCAGAUGUUUUUGUGAGUUUGGUGCAUUUUACUUUAGGACUCCAACUUUUCCACUUUUCAAGUAAAAGAACUGAAGAGUUUUACAAUGAGAUAUUUUAAUGAUGUUUCAGCACCGCUGGGAAUGCAUCCUAUGUCAUUGGCACACUAGCAGAGACAGAUUUGGGUAAGAGAAGGAUUGUACAAAUAUGCACAGACAAAGGUGAUCAAGCAAAGAAAAUCUUACCAGCACUGACCAGUAUGUUGGAUAUGGUUGACACAGAAACUGUCAUGAAUGCUGCAGGGACCAUGGGUACCCUGGUAGGAUUAAAAUUCAUUCACUCUUAUAUUUUAUGGCAUGAUGAUAUUUUUGUAAUUCUUUAUUUAAAAUCUUUGGACCAAAUUAUGAUGUGUUAGUGUUAAAAUGAAUCAUUUUGGUACACCUUUUGCUUAGUAUAAAUAUUUAAAAUGCUGAUCAAAAGUUAAAGUUACCAAAUCAAUAGUUGUGUGGAUAAGAUCAUUAAGAGUAUAAACUAAAAUUCCUAAAACUAAAGAAACAUUAAUUAUUGUUAUAUCUUUGAACAAGGCUGAAGAUGGUGAGUGUCGACUAUGGAUGCUGAAAGAGGACUGUUUAGAUGAGGCCAUUGUAAAGCUUACGUAUCUGCUCUCUUCUAAAGAUAUGUGUACAGCAAGCAAUGCUGCUUUGGUUUUAGCCAGGUGUUUUGCAGUUUUUAUACUUAUUAGGUUAUAACACUGAAUAUAAGACAGUGAAAAAGAUGGUCAACAGAAACAAAAAAAUUCUUAGCUACCAAUGCAACAGAUCAUAGUUUUUUCUUUUCACAAAAGUCUACUUUAGUAAUGUGUUAGAUUUCGAUUUUUUAGUGAGAUACCGAACAGAAAAUGGCUUUGACUCUAUUAUGUAGGUUCAAAAGGCAUUUGGGGCAAAUUUCCAGUGGUGAAUGGGAUAAUAGGUAACAUUUUUCAUGUAGGUGUUUGUAGCACUAAGUAAUGUUUCAUUAACACAGUAAGAUUGUUUUCUGCCUUUUUUAUCAUGCUCCUAUUGUUGUGUCUGGUGUUAGUGGACAAAACACUGAGCCCCCAGUCCAAGGAAUACCCCCGUGGACUACCGUAAAAUGGACUACACCACUGAAGUUUAGAGAUUAGGGUGAGGAAACUGAGUGAAUCAAGUUUUAGGUCAGUUUUCCCAGCAUAGUGACCCUAAAUGGAACCUGAUUCACUCAGUUUCCUAACCCUAAUCACUAAACUUCAGCAUUGUAGUUCAGUUUAAGGUAGUCCAUAUGGGUAGCUAUAGUCUAUAGGGGUAGUCCAUGCACGGACUGCGGGUCAGUGUUUUUUCCACCACCAACUGGUAUUAGUGUGAUGUACAGUUAGAGCAAAAUACAAAAUAAAGUUAAUGUAGUAAGACAGUAUUUCUCGAUAGUUUGCAAAGUUUACAUAGUUUGUUCAGUAAUUUACCUGAUUGUUAGAACCACAGCUAACUCCUAUAUCACAAUGAUAAAAUUAUAGUCUGCUGUCUGUUCAUGCUUCCAGGAUCCCAGUCAUGUAGUGAAAUAGAUGUACCGUUAUUUUAGUGGGAUUAAUGGGAUUUCUUUUCAUAAUUUUAUACAUCACAGGCUUACAAUCGCUGAAGAAGGAUGUGCUAGAAUUUUAAACCAUCGAAGUUCCAGUCAUAUACUGGUGCAACUGACAAGAGCAUUAGGCAAUGAUGAGACAGGUACGGCACAAUGAUGAGGCAAUGAAGCUACUGUGGGUAUUUUUAAAGCUUUUUUGUGUGUUCUCGAAAAAUUCAUUUUUUAAUUUUUAUGCUCACAAUAAUAUAUUGUCAAUUUUUUGGUUAUCCUCUCUUUCAGUUAACAAUAUUAUUGUGAUAUAUCUGAUGCCAAAAGAGAGUAAAAUCAAACUGGAUAUUUUCAUUAAUUUUGAAAAAUUACCAGUGAUUUUGAAUUCUUAACAUAAUCAUUUUGCUGAAGAUUCCAUACACUAUUGCUCUGUNUCUUUUCAUAAUUUUAUACAUCACAGGCUUACAAUCGCUGAAGAAGGAUGUGCUAGAAUUUUAAACCAUCGAAGUUCCAGUCAUAUACUGGUGCAACUGACAAGAGCAUUAGGCAAUGAUGAGACAGGUACGGCACAAUGAUGAGGCAAUGAAGCUACUGUGGGUAUUUUUAAAGCUUUUUUGUGUGUUCUCGAAAAAUUCAUUUUUUAAUUUUUAUGCUCACAAUAAUAUAUUGUCAAUUUUUUGGUUAUCCUCUCUUUCAGUUAACAAUAUUAUUGUGAUAUAUCUGAUGCCAAAAGAGAGUAAAAUCAAACUGGAUAUUUUCAUUAAUUUUGAAAAAUUACCAGUGAUUUUGAAUUCUUAACAUAAUCAUUUUGCUGAAGAUUCCAUACACUAUUGCUCUGUUAUUAACCUUGCUAAAUUACAACAGGACGGGGCAUGAAUGCAGCAUUUGCCAUUGGAAGACUGUGUGAUUUUGAAGCUGGCUGUAAGAGAAUGUUAUUUCUAAAAACAUCUGAAUUGAUGGUAAGUACUUGUUAUCAAUGAAUGUUUUUGUACCUUGACGUUGUUAAGCAACUGACAUUGCUGGUUAGCAGCAUUACUUAUUUGAAGGUGUUCUUUCCAGUGCAAAGAACCCUUUAAAAUCACUAGCUGGUAAAUCCUGUAAAUGGUCCUUGUCAAAAGUGGAAAAACCGUAUUAGAAGGGUCUAUUUUAACAAGAAGACUAGAAGGGCUCCCUGUCACUUACCGGUAUUCUUACUAAGCUCGCUCCAAAAGCCAUGUGAGUAUCCUGCUUCUAAAAAAACCUGGGGGAGAGGGGGAAUUUGGGAGAACUCGACCCAUUUUUUAGCACAGUCCUGAGAGCUGCUGGGAGUUUGGAACUGUGAUCCUAUAUCAUGAAAAGUAACAGCUGCAAAAUAUCUGGUCAUGUGGAGGAUAACAGCCUCUAUUGCAGCACCUUAUUUACGGUAAAAGAACAUCAUUCAUUCUCUCAUUCUCCCUUGUAACUGGCUAAAUAAAUGUAUCACUCCUCAGAUUCAACUAUACCCUGUAGGAUGGGUUCAGACAAUGAUUAGGACAGACUCAAUGGAAUUAUAUACCCUGUCCAUGGUAGAGAGUCCAUCAACCACACCCAUUAUAGUGGCAUGUCCCCAUAUAGGCCAUGAAUUGUGAGACUCCCCACACCACCCCUCUCCAAGACUUCUGACUGCCCAGAAAUAUAGUUUUAAUGAAUAAGCAGCAAAGUUGAGGAACUGCUAGGUCAUUAGUGUUUUCUGUCAAGUAGAUUUAAAUCUUUGAAGGACUGAUCAUGAAUUUUGUAAUAUAUUUUUUUGACAGAUCAACUCACUUAUUGACAUGUUACAUGCUAGUGAUUCUGGCUGUUGCAAGAAUGCUUGCUUUGCCCUCAGCUGCAUAGCAUCCUUAGUUCAAGGUCAUCAGCGACUUCUGGAACAUAUUCGAAUUAACAGUGUUGUAGAAAUGCUCUGUUCAUUGUUAGCUUCCAAGGAUGAAGAAAGCAUAUGGUUUGCAUCAAUGUGAGUAAAUUAAUAUCCCUUAUUUACCUUUAUUUUUCCUUCAUCACCUGUUGACAGGACAGAACAAGAGCACUGGCUGUAGUUUUAAGAUUAAAUUGUUAUAAUUAAUGCACUCAUAGGGUUUCAAGUUAUCAUUUUCAAUUAAUUGGCUCUCUUAAUUUGUAGGAUGUUACAUACUCUUGCUUCACAGAAAAGGGGUUGUUUGUAUCUUAGGACUCAGCAUAAUGUUAAAAAUUCAUUAGAGGUAAGUUAAUACUGGGUGUGGUCGUCAGUUCACUUGUGUGAUAACAUUACUCAGGGUUUCAGUACUGUCCAACUUUAUUUUGAAAUUCACGCAUCAAUAUUGCACCCUAUUCUUCACUUCCACAUCAGUUUACAGAGAGAGAUUUGCUGCAAAAGAAAACCAAAUUUUGACAUGAAAAACCACUCGGUAUUGAAAACCUCGAAACACAUGUACAUACGCUAGUGUGGAAUGUUUGUCUCACCUCCAUGUGCUCAGUACAGCGUUUUCCUGGUGGCCACUCUCUUCAUUUAGCCUUUUGAACAUUCUUUUACCCCCAUACCAUCCCUCCCCCCGCCUAUAUUCUUCCACUGAUAAAUAAGUGUUACAGCUGUUUAAUCAGGUUGUGAGGAUUGCACCUACCACUCAUCAAUUCAGGCAAACAUUGAUCAUUUUGUUGGGUACAUGCUGUAGGUACUUUUACAGAGACCACAUCUUAAAGAGGAUACAAAAGAAGAGGCUAAGGCCACUGCAGCUAUACUGGAAAAAUUGCUAAAACCAAAACCACCUAAUAUUAAAGGUACUGGUAUAAUGGUAUAAUGAAAUCAUUUUUAUUUUCAUGUUUUGAAAUACAACUCUCUAGAAAAUAUCUACACAAGUUCCGCCAUGAAGGGUUUCUUGGUUUGAAUGUCCCAGAGUUCUUGAAAUUUUAGUGUAGUUUUAUAUAUUUGUUCUCUAUUCCCCUCUCCUCUUACACAAUUAAGUAACCAAUUUCUUGUUUGCAUUUUGUCACCGUUGCUAACUGGGUAAGUUUAGUACUUAAUACAGUCUACAGGUCAAACCUUGUCAAUAUGGAUAUAUUAAGUGGCUGUAGAAAGUGUUUGUAUUAACGGGGUGUCAGUAUUUAACCUGGUUGAAUUUAGAGAAAAUGUGAGAGCUUUCUUUCCCCGGAGACAAAGCAAACUGCCCGUAAUAAUGAGGUGUCCGUAAAGUGGGGUUUGAUGUACCUGUUCUGCACUGGCUCGCGAUUGAUCUUUGGAUUGAAUUUAAAAUUCUUACUGUUACUUACAAGAUUCUCCAUGGACUUGCUCCUGUUAUAUUAAAGAUCUUCUUCAAAGUUACCUCUCGGCACGGGAUCUUAGGUCUUCAAUGAAAAAUCAACUUGCUGUAACUGCUUUUAACAUAAACAGUUAUGGCCGUCGGGCUUUUUCUGUUCCUAUGCCGCUUCUUUGGAACAGUCUUCAUCAGCAUAUUAAGGGAUGCUGGAUCACUGGACAUUUUUAAAAGACAGUUGAAAACUGUUCUUUCUAGACAUACUUUUUUCAAUUGAUGACUUGAUUUUGGUGUUUUUAUAUCUUUUUUUUUAUCUUUAGUUUUUGUAGUAUUUUAUUGUGGUUUUAAAUUUUUACUUUUACUGUAGUCUUAAGUUUUUUAAACUUGUAAAUAGCACCUUUGGACCAUGGGAAAGGGUGCUUUAUAAUUUUUUCAUUAUUUAUUUUUAUUUAUUUUAUUCCAGUAUACUGUCAACAGCUCAAAAAUAUUCUUGUCAACUUAUUUUAUGUAACUUAUUUCAUCGAAAACAAUAAUAUGAUUAAUAUAAUUUUUUAUGAUAAAACAGGAUCUGUUGAUUUCAGCAAUUAAAUAAAAUUGCUGGAUAGUGUUAGUUCUAGUGCUUUUACCAAUUUUACUACAAGUGGAGCUAAUGAAAUGACAUCCAACUGGAGUUAAGUGGAGGGUGGUAAAUUUCAGGGGAAAUUGUGAUCAAUUAAGGGAAAGAAAAUUUACCUCGAGUUAGCGGGGAGUUUGAGUUACAGUCAACUCUCUCUUAAUGGACACCUCUACAAGACAGACACCUCUGUAAAACGGACACCUAGAGUUGGUCCCUGCUUUUCUUUACUCCCUUUAUUUGACUCUCUAUAAGACAGACUUCUCUCUAAGAUGGACACAUAGUACUGGUCCCAAAGGUGUCCAUCUUAGGGAGAGUUGACUGUAUCUGAGUUUGAGUUAACCAAGUAAAAAUGACUGAAAAGUGGGGUGAAAUCCAAGGGAAAUUGGACUCAGUUCGAGUUAGCAGGGAGUUGAGUUAUCUUAGAUCGAAUUAUUCUGUACUUGUAUUUUAAUCUUUUAAAAACAAUAAUAUUUGGUUUUAAUUUUGUAGUUGAGAGUGCUUAUUGUAUUAUUGUAACGUGGGAUGCUAUUCAUCCAAAGAGUGGACUUGAUGUAACAUAUCUGCUUUUCAAAGGUAACAUAGUCUUAACCUGUGGACCUUAAUCAUUUCAGUGGAUAAAAUAAAUGUUUUAGAUCCUCUAAAUCGGGGCUUGAAAAAAAUUUGAGUUCCAGCUUGUCCUUUAAGCAAGAAUAGAAGGUUUCACAUUUUUCUUGCCUAGAGCUACUUAUUGCUCCUUUUAAAUAGUUAUUAAUAAUGAUUUUGUUAGAGGAUGGGUUGUUUCGACCUUUCCCCAUGGGGCAAGUAAGCUUUAAAAGUUACUUGCCCAGCAAGAAAAUCCACCUGUUCCGGAUUACCGGACAAGACUUUUUUCAAGCCCUGGCCUAAACUAAAUAACUUUGUUAUUGAAGUGGUAGUGGUGCUAUUCUAGGUAAUGGUAUGAUUUAGGUUCCUGGUCCCAGUUGUUCAAAAGUUGGAUAGUGCUAUCCUCUGGAUAAAUCACUAUCCAGCAGACAAGUAUUUACAAAAGCAAUAAAUUGCAUUAUCCCCCUGAGAGAGAUAUAUUCAUUCUGUGGAUAUACAAUAGUGCUAUCCACCUUUUGAACAACUAGGCCUGUAUGCUAGGUGGGUAUUAUUUUUGAUGUGGUUUGUUUUAUACUGACAAGGCUUUCACUCCCAAGAGUGGUCUGUGUAUAAAACUCAAGAAAAAAACCUCCUUGCUUAUUUACUAUUUUUUUGUAUUAAAAUUUCACAGAUGGAGUAACAGUUUACUCAGGGUCAAGAACCAGUUACAUAGCAAAUGAUCUCACACCAGUCACAAGAUACAGCUUCUAUCUUCAAGCUUCUACGGAGGGUGACGACAGUCCUUUUAGCAAUGUUGUAUCUGUUGUUACUCCAGAAUCAGGUACGUUUUGUGAUCAGUAGGGUACACUCGGGUUCAUCUUAUGGAGACAAUAACUUGCGCUAGAUAUCUUAACCCUUUGAGCCCCAAUAUCUACAUACAAAUUCUCCAAACUAAUCUCUAUAUAUUUCCUUAAAGAAUGAGUUGAGAGUAUUUGACAAAAGAUCAAAGCAUUUUCUCUUAGGUGAUCAUUUUAUUAAUUCUCAUAACCUAGUUUCUUGACAAUGUACGNAGAUAUCUUAACCCUUUGAGCCCCAAUAUCUACAUACAAAUUCUCCAAACUAAUCUCUAUAUAUUUCCUUAAAGAAUGAGUUGAGAGUAUUUGACAAAAGAUCAAAGCAUUUUCUCUUAGGUGAUCAUUUUAUUAAUUCUCAUAACCUAGUUUCUUGACAAUGUACGGAUAUCAUUGGGAGAAAAUUGAUGUUGGUCACUAUUGGGACUUAAAGGGUUAAUAGCACCUAUAGCACAGCUCUUUAAAAUAAUUGCCAAAGUAUCCUGGCCACUUUCUGAAGAUCUCUUGUGGUACUUACAGAAUAGUCGAAUAUGCAUGUAAAGCAGACAAUAGGCACAGCACACGCCUUCACCUUACAAUUUCAUUGGUAAAUGUUUGUUUUUGCAAGAAAUUGGAACUUUUCUCUGGUGGCCCAAAGAAGAAUAGCAUUUGCAGUUGGUGGUUAUAGAUAAGAGUAAGAGGUUCUCUUUUGUUACAAGGGACUCAUGAGAUUUCAACUUAGUCCUACAAUACCAUAAACUGCUGCUUAUAAUUUUGCAUAGAUUUUUUAAGAAUUUAUGUUAAAAUCUGUCUUUUCUGAUGAGAUGCUACAAGUGCUAUAUAAAUAUUUUAUUAUUAUUUAUUAUAUUUUAUUAUGUUCUUAAAGUCAAAUGCUUAAGUUUUCUGUUUUCCGUCAGCUAGCACAAAGAAUGAAACUCCCAUCAUUGACUAUGUACAGGACAUUUUUUUGACAUUGUUGAUCUUAUCUAUGUCCAUGACACAUGUCACAAAAAACCAACCUACAUGUAAUCUGUACAGUGGCAGACACAGAAAAAAGGGGGGCAGUAGACUUGCCAGCUUUAUAAGUACUGUUUGUUAUUGCUCAAGAAAAUUUGAGAGCAUCCUUCAGGGCUUGAAAAAAGUCUCAUACCGUAGUCUGGGACAAGUAGAUUUUCUCAGGAGGGAAGUCAAGCAUUAGUUGCCCUGGCCAGGAAAGCAAAAAGUGAGAGCUUCUUGCCCAAAGGACAAGCUUAAUUUCAAGUUUUUUUCUAGCCCUGAUCCAUGUCCAAAAGUCAUGGGUCUAGAACCCUCUCAUGAGUAAGUUUAAGUGUAAGUUAUGUUUAUUGUAACCUCCUUUUAACUCUUUGUUUUAGUUCCUAGUGCACCCCAAUGUCUCAGAGUCUUAAGCAAAUCAACAUCUCAGAUAAAGAUUAUUUGGGAACCACCAGCUACAUCCAAUGGAGUACUGAGAGGAUAUCAGAUUGUUGCAAGAGGUGCAGUGACGUUAAUAAAGUUUCAGACACCGAUUCAUUGGGUGAAGCCAUCUGAAAGGGUCACAGUAAUUAUUAGUAACAUUGUUUACAUGUGCCUUGAAUAUUCAAGAUUGUGCCCGUGAAUAUUAUUUGCGUGAGGCAGAGUUUACCAGGCAUUUACAAGCUUCUUCCUGAAAGAAAUACAGUAUUGCUAUUUAUAUCAGGGGUUUGAGUCUGAGAGGGAUUUUUUGUUCUCUGUAGGUAAGACAUCCAGCCUUGAAGUUCAUGAGAAUUACUUUAUUUUAUCCAGUGUGCCUCCUGAUACAGAAUGUACUUUUCAGGUUAGUUUGAACUGUCCAGUAUGGUUAAUUAAGCAGUAGGCUAAAGUUCUAUUGAGUAUGCAAGGAGCAAGCCUGCUGCAGUGGUGAGAGAACUUGUGCAUGAAGUGGUGCAGGUAUGAAUCCGAGAGAUGAUGCCAUAUGUGGGUUGAGUUUGGGCUUUCUUUUUUGCUCCAAAAGGGUUUUCUUCACAUGCUUCAGUUUUUCCGUCCCCUAGAAAACCAACUUGGUGGUCGAGGGAUAUUGAAAGAACAUACGGAAAUAAUAUCUUACAAGUCACAAAAUUAUAGUUGCCUAUUAUCAACUCAGACACUGAAGAAGGACAAAUGCAGUAUAUAUUUUUAUUAUCUUCGUAGGUGUUUGCUAUGACAAGUAAGGGCCGUGGAGAACCAGCAGUGGUAACUGCAAGUACAGAUGACUUAGGUUAG